This is a messenger RNA of Copidosoma floridanum, 1970 nucleotides long. It is a transcript of the gene Nep5, whose product is annotated as M13 family metallopeptidase neprilysin 5. Lineage: Eukaryota; Metazoa; Arthropoda; Insecta; Hymenoptera; Encyrtidae. The record is from RefSeq and is a predicted model, not a curated record. Gene Ontology annotation, biological process: protein processing. Gene Ontology annotation, cellular component: plasma membrane. Gene Ontology annotation, molecular function: metalloendopeptidase activity.
ACGCUUCUCGUAAAAUGUUUCAUUUUACAAAUUUUGGGAAAAAAUCGGCAGAGUCUCGAGAUGAAUUGGGACUCGAGCCAUUGUUCGAUCUCCUGAACGACAUUGGCCUGCCGAAAAUCCCUUCGUCGCUGACAAAGAACACGACCGAUUUCGUGAAGCAACUCGCAAUGACGAAACGGAUCCUCUGGGCGGACAUAUUCUUCGGCGUGUACGUCGCUGCCGAUCCAAAAAACAGCAGCAGAAACACACUUGUGCUUGACCUUCCAAAUCGACAGAACCCAUUUCCAAGCGAAAAAAUAUUGGAAAAGAGGCUGAAAAAAGUAAGAGAGAGAGCGCGAGACAUGUUUGUCGACGAAGUGGAUGAGGAAUCGGCGAAUUUUUCGUUAGCCGAGAAAAUUUACAUGUCCGAGAUAAUGAAGCAAAUGAUAAGCAACGGUACGACCGACGAGCCGUCGUGCAAGUCGAGAGGACCAUUUAUGUUGGUACCCGAAGAGGAGAUCGACCAAACUGUGGAUAAACUCUUUGAUCUGAGCGGACAAUUUUAUGUGAUAUCGAAGAGCUAUCAGAACAAGACGGAAGACAUGCAGGACAUUGGAGACGACAAUUACAUGCUGCUCGACGAUUUGCAGCUUGAAACCGACUUGUACGUCAAAUCGGUUAACGAAAGUCUCGAGCCGAAAAUUGUUUGGAAACCAUUUUUCGAGGAAUUUUUGAAAAUCAUUGACGAAUUUGAUCUCGAAACUGAAAAGGUUUUGGUGACCAACUUGGAGUACUUCAAACAAAUAUCAGUCAUACUAGCCGAGACCGAGGACAAUCUGUUAGAAACAGCUAUUUGGUGGAUUGUGGUGGAUCAUUGCGUGCCUUACUCCUCGAAGGAGUUGAGAAAAAUCUGGCAUUCGUACGUAAACGAGUUGACCGGUUCGUCGGAGCGCUCGUGGUCGACUUUUUGUGCCGAAAAUGUCAACGAUUUGAUGGGUAUGGCUGUUGCCUGGCUAUACGUGAAUCCGAUGUUUUUGAAGGACGGAUCCAGCAACCAAGUUUACGAAAUGUUGAAAAACAUAAAAACGUCCUUCUCGAAACAUGUCUCGAACGUCGACUGGAUGGACAAGAGGACGAAACAGGCAACUAUGGAAAAAAAUAGAAACAUGAGGUCCCUCAUUGCCUAUCCCGAAUGGCUUUUCGAAGAAAUUUUACUUAACGACUAUUACCGAGGAAUGAACAUGUCAACGACGAGAUACUUUGAGAACAUGGUGCAAAUAAUCCGCAUCGUCAAUUACUACGAGCUGUGCUCCUUGACCAACAAGUCGGAUAGUAACGAGCCCAUAUGGCGCGUCGAGCCCACGGAGGUCAACGCCUUGCAUAACUUUCAGGAAAAUCAAAUAGUGAUACCCUUUGGAAUCCUUCAGUUUCCCUUUUAUGGAUUAGGUCUCGAAGCUUUGAAUUACGGGGCCAUUGGAACGAUUUUGGGACACGAGUUGACCCACGGGUUUGACAACAGCGGCAGGAAGUUCGAUAGCAAAGGAAACAUGAAGCAGUGGUGGAGCAACGAAACUAUCAUGAAUUACGCAGACAAGACUACUUGUUUCAUCGAUAAGUACAGCGCGUACUACGUUCCAGAGAUCGACGAGUACAUUGACGGUGAGUUGACUUUGGGCGAAAACAUAGCCGACAACGGUGGCUUGAGACAAGCAUACGACGCCUACCAAGUCUGGAAGUCCAAGCACAAACCUGAAGCACUCCUUCCAGGGUUCAGCGAUUAUACUCACGAGCAGCUACUUUUUAUGGGCUACGCGCACAUGUGGUGCGAGUCGUUCUCGACGGUCGCUCUGCGCUGGAUGUUGCGAGAUUCUCACUGUCCGGGCCACGUGAGGUUAAAAAUGGUACUGAGAAACUCGGAGCACUUCAGCAAGGCAUGGAAGUGCUCCAAAGGUUCUCCCAUGAAUCCGGUCGACAAAUGUCACCUGUGGUGA